Xenopus laevis (African clawed frog) is the source of this 429-nucleotide messenger RNA. Its product is annotated as serine/threonine-protein kinase N2. The transcript has 2 exons. The coding region runs from base 42 to 380 and encodes 112 amino acids. The record is from RefSeq and is a predicted model, not a curated record. NCBI's taxonomy places the organism in Eukaryota, Metazoa, Chordata, Amphibia, Anura, Pipidae.
GACUUAUACCAACAUUUCUUUUCUUGUACAGGAGUUUCAAGAUGGGCGCCAAAGUGUGUGGCAUCUCAUGUCGGCACCGGCAUACUGAGACUGUUGACAUCAGUCAGUCUUUUGAAUUUUUGGGGCCCUCGGUAAGUAUGGGUAAGUAUCUUUUGGAUGCAAAGCAGGAGCUGCUAAUAACCAUCCAGAAAGAAAUGCGGAUAGCAGCAGGGGCAGAAAAGCUGUUCCGUGUCACCAAGGACAGGAAGACUAGAGCCCGGGUGAAGGAGCUGAGGAACAGCAGCAAGAAAAAGGUGAAAGACCUUUACACCUCUCUCCACAAGCUGAAUGAGGAGAUAGUGCAGUGGAGGGAAGAAGAGAAUGCUCCAGGUGAGAUAUAACAGUCUCUGGCCUCUUUCCAAUUGCCAUAAUGUGGAACCUGUGUGCCAU